This is a messenger RNA of Tetranychus urticae (two-spotted spider mite), 4435 nucleotides long. It is a transcript of the gene clu, whose product is annotated as clustered mitochondria protein homolog. Gene Ontology annotation, biological process: intracellular distribution of mitochondria; organelle organization. Gene Ontology annotation, cellular component: cytoplasm. The record is from RefSeq and is a predicted model, not a curated record. Gene Ontology annotation, molecular function: protein binding; mRNA binding. Lineage: Eukaryota; Metazoa; Arthropoda; Arachnida; Trombidiformes; Tetranychidae.
GAUUAUCAAUGCUAUUGCAAGGUGAAGAAGCACAUUUGUACAAUUUCAGUGACUAAUUUAAAAGUUAAUUAUUAAUUUUUGUCAAUUUAAUUACUCUAAGUAAUCAACUUUUGUUUUAAAAGUGUUUAUUAUCGAUUUGAUUCCUUUUUGUCUGUGAAAUGAAAGAAAAGAACAAUGAAGUACAUCUUUCCGAGUCACUUAAUGGAUCUAACGGAGGUGAAGAACAGUUAGACGAAAAAUCUGAUAUUUGCAGCAAAACAUUAACAAAAACUUCGUCACCGGCAUGCCAAGAUUCGUUAAAGGAUAAUCAACUUGUAUCAACUGAGAAAGAUGAGAAAGAAAAAACCGGAGAGUCCAAAUCAGAUCAAGAAUUCAUUUUCAUUCACGACACGUGCUUCAAUGUUACCAUCUCAUCUCCCGGGAAGAAACCUUUCGAUAUUCAAGUCAGUCCGAUGGAAAUGGUGCAAGAAAUUCAUCAUUUAUUGAUGGAUAGAGAAGAUACAUGUCAUCGUACUUGUUUUUCUUUGCAAUUGGAUGGCAAUACUUUAGAUAAUUUUGCAGAGCUGAAAAAUGUUGAAGGUCUGAAAGAAGGGUCGGUACUUGAAGUGGUUAAACAGCCAUAUACAGUUCGUGAAGCACGGAUUCAUAUAAGACAUAUUCGGGACCUUCUCAAGUCACUAGACACAGCAGACGCAUACAAUGGAUUAGAAUGCAAUUCUCUAUCUUUCCUCAAUAUAAUAGCUCAAGGAGAUAUAUUCGAAAAGAAGAAAGGUGUUAGGCCUGAUUCUGUCGAUUGUACUCCUCCUGACUUUAUCUUACCAGGCAAUAAAGAUCGACCAUUGUUGGCCUUACAACCUCAAGCCAAGGAACAAAAAGGUCCUCAAGCAUUGAAGGUUAUGACCACAAGUGGAUGGAAUCCUCCACCAGGAUGGAGAAAACUUCAAGGAGAUAUUCUUUACCUUUAUGUAGUCACACUAGAAGAUAAGCGAUACCACAUAACAGCUUCAACUCAUGGUUUUUUUGUUAACCAAUCCACUGAGGAAGUUUUCAAUCCAAAACCUGUUUCACCAAAAGUUAUUUACCAUUCAUUAAUAGACUUAUUAGAUCAUCUCAGCCCUCUUUUUAAGAAAAAUUUCAUCCAAAUUCAAAAAAAGAAACAUCAGAAGCAUUUAUUCGAACGUGUAGCAACACCCUAUCAAAUGUAUUCUUGGACCGCUCCAUUCUUGGAACAUACUGUAGAUUAUAUUAGAGCUGAGGAUGCAUUUUCAUCUAAACUUGGUUAUGAAGAGCACAUACCUGGUCAAACUCGAGAUUGGAAUGAAGAGUUACAGACAACGAGGGAGCUUCCCCGAAAAACACUGCCCGAAAGACUUUUACGUGAACGUGCCAUAUUCAAAGUUCACAGUGAUUUUGUUGCUGCAGCUACCCGAGGGGCUAUGGCCGUGAUUGAUGGCAAUGUAAUGGCAAUAAAUCCCGGUGAAGAUCCUAAAAUGCAAAUGUUUAUAUGGAAUAAUAUUUUCUUUAGUCUUGGAUUUGAUGUUCGUGAUCAUUAUAAAGAACUCGGUGGUGAUGCAGCAGCUUAUGUUGCUCCUAAUAACGAUUUACAAGGAGUAAAAGCUUACAGUGCUGUCGAUGUUGAAGGAUUACACACUUUAGGCACUGUUGUGAUAGAUUAUAGAGGCCAUAGAGUUACUGCUCAAAGCAUUAUACCCGGUAUUCUAGAACGUGAGCAAGAGCAAUCUGUAGUUUAUGGUUCAGUUGAUUUCGGUAAAACUGUAGUUACUCAUCCAAAGUAUUUAGAGUUACUUGGUAAAGCCGGACAGGUACUAAAGAUUGUACCACAUAAAGUUCUUAAUGAAAAAGACGAAGAAGUUGAAAUAUGUUCAUCCGUGGAGUGUAAAGGAAUAAUUGGCAACGAUGGUCGUCAUUACAUUCUUGAUUUGCUCAGAACUUUUCCACCUGACGUUAACUUUUUCCCCUUGUCAUUGGAUGAGUAUAGUGACGACGUAAAAAGCAUGGGAUAUCCUAGAAGCCAUCGGCAUAAACUGUGUUGUCUGCGACAAGAGCUUGUCGACGCUUUUGUUGAGGCAAAGUAUAUGAUGUUCAUCAAAUUGGCAGCUUAUCAUCUUCAGCAAUCUGGUCUCAAGCGACUAAAGGAAAACGCUUCAUAUACUAAUGGUGAUGCAACGAACAAUGAAGCUAGUGAUGUUGAUCAAGUCAAAAAUGAUGCCAAAGGUGAUCAAUUAAAAUUACAUAAUGGAGAAGCUCACGAUUUGAAAGUGGAAAUCGAAAUUGAAAAAGACGAGGAUAAACAAAAAUCUGAAAAUUCGGACGACACUAAAAAGUUUAACGACAUUAAAAAAAUGGAUAUUUUUGAUAAGGGUGAUGAAUUAACAUCAACAACUCAUUCUUCAAGCAAGUCAAAAAGUGAUUUUGACAAUCUUACACUUCCGUCCUCUCCUAGUGAGCAACUGAAGAACAGUACAUCUUCAGCAUCAAAUGAUUAUCCAUUAACCGAGGAAAAUAAUAAUAAAACUUCCUCUGGAACGAAUAAUGAAGAUAUAUCAAAAAUUCUGGAGAAUAUUACCGCAGGAGGCGAAAAGAAUGGCGAAGAGACAACCCAAGAGAUCGUUUGUAAGGCAGCUAAAGCUGUCAAAUCUCUUAAAGAGAAUGAAUUCGAUAUCAGAUUCAACCCUGAUGUAUAUUCACCAACUGUGAGACACGUUAGUGAAGAAGGUGAUGAAUUAAAAAACCAACGGCAACUAGUCAAAGAUGCUGCCGAGUUCCUGCUCACUGUCCAGAUCUCAACUUUCAUACGAGAUUGUUUGGAAAAUACGACCGCACCUUUUGAUGGGGUCACGUUAGCUGAAGCUUUACAUGCAAGAGGUAUAAAUAUUAGAUAUUUAGGAACUAUAUCAAAGAAAUUAGAAAAAUUUAAUCAACUCCAGUACCUGCAGACUAUCGUUGUCACUGAUCUUCUUUGUCGGUCAGCAAAGCACAUUUAUACAAGCUACCUGCAAGAAGUCGACAUGAUGAAUGCAGCAUCUGCCAUUGCCCAUUUCUUAAAUUGUUUCCUAUCAUCAUGCCAAUCAUAUGCCAAUAAAGAAGAAAAACCUGCCAAAAGAAAGGGAAAGAAGAGAGGAAAUGGUCGUCAAAACUCUCUUCUCAGCCAGUAUUCAAAUGAAUGGUCAUCUUUGACACCGAAAUCAUUAUUUGACAGUCUAUUGACUGAGCUUGAAUCCUAUUAUGGAUGGGAAACUGAGGCGACCUCAAUUGAUCAAUUAAUAAGCCUGUUUAAUUUACAAAAAGUGUCCAUUCUUCGAUCAUUUUGCAUGAAAACUGGCAUUCAAAUUUUACUUCGUGAAUACAACAUGGAUUCUCGAAAUAAAUCUUCAUUCACUGAGGAUGAUAUUCUGAAUGUUUUCCCAGUUGUAAAACAUAUUAAUCCACGUGCUAGUGAUGCUUACAAUUUCUACACUACUGGGCAAACAAAGAUCCAGCAAGGAUAUCUCAAAGAAGGAUAUGAGCUGAUUAGUGAGGCUUUAAAUUUGCUUAACAAUGUUUAUGGAGCAAUGCAUCCUGAAAUCGCACAAUGUUUACGAAUGCUUGCUCGGUUAAACUAUAUUAUGGGUGACCAUAGUGAAGCAAUGGCCUGUCAGCAAAAAGCUGUGUUGAUGAGCGAAAAAGUUAACGGAGUUGAUCAUCCCUCUACAAUCACUGAAUAUUCAAACUUAGCUCUUUACUGUUUUGCUAACUCUCAGGUUACAAUUGCACUAAAACUUUUAUAUCGUGCUCGUUACCUUUGUCUCCUUGUUUGUGGAGAAGAUCAUCCAGAAAUAGCCAUUUUAGAUAGCAAUAUUGGAUUAAUAUUACAUUCAGUCGGAGAGUAUGAACUAUCAUUGAGAUUCUUGACUAAUGCAUUGGACCUAAAUAUCCGAUUCUCGGGUAAAAAGAGUUUAAAAGUUGCCUUGAGCUAUCAUUUAGUAGCUCGAACUCAAUCAUGUAUCGGUGACUUUAGAGGUGCUCUUCAAAAUGAACGAGAAACAUGGGCGAUUUAUAAACUUCAAUUGGGUGAUAAUCAUGAAAAAACUAAAGAAAGCUCUGAAUGUUUACGACAUUUGACUCAACAAGCUGUUUUAUGGCAAAAGAGAAUGAAUGAAAUUUACAAGGGAGAUUCACCACCCAUGAUACCUCCAAUUCAAAUUCAGCCUCCAUUCAUCAGUUCAGUCCUCGAGACACUUAACAUUAUCAACGGGAUCAUCAUCUUUGGAACUGUCAAACCUCAAACUUCAUAUUUUGACCAGGAAACUGAUUAAUUGUAGCGUUUAAAGAACCAGUUCAAAUUUUUGCUCACCAAACGUGCUCCUAGUUAAUUAAUAAAUUUGUAUCUAGUUGAUUAGUGAUUGUUAAAUAAAAUUAGUAUUUUGUUCAUUAA